AUGAAAGAAUACAAUAACAAAUAUUAUAAAGUUAGGAAACUAUCAUCGAAUUUAGAUAGAGUCAUUUAUUUAUAUGAAAAUAUUCAAGAAAAAAAACUAUAUAUUUGUAAAAGAAUAAAACUAUUUAAUUUAGAAACUUUAAAUGAUUCUGAAAUAGGAUUAGAAAAGAAUUUCACCCAAUCAGUAAACCAAGAACUCAAAUUUUUAAAACGAUAUUCAAAUAAAGAAAAAUACCCACAUUUAAAUAUUAUUCAAUAUAUUGAAGAUUUUAUCACCAUAAAACCAAAUAAAGACUAUUACCAUUUAAAUAUCAUCACUGAAUUUUAUGAAAAUGGGGAUUUAUCAAAGUUAAAAAGAUUUUCUUUUUAUAAUUUUUUUUAUUUAUUGGUUAAGAUUUUAAUAAUUUUGGAACAGUUUAAAGAAGAUAAGGUUGUUCAUAGAGAUAUUAAACCAGAAAAUAUAUUUUUUAGAACACUUAUUGGUCCCAAUAGAAUUACAGGAGAACCGGAAUAUGAGUUUUAUUUAGGUGAUUUAGGAUCCUCAAGAAUUAUUUUAGGUUUAACUCAAGAUGGUCGUUUUACUCAAGAAGGAACUAAUCAAUUUAUAGCACCUGAAGUAAUUGAGGGAAAUUAUACCUCCAAUGUAGAUGUUUACAGUUUAGGUGUUACUUUAUUAAAGCUUUAUGAAAAUACUAGCUCAGAAUUUUAUAAUAAAGUUUUUUUUGAAAUAUUUAAAAGAAUGGCCAAUGAAGAUGAAUACCAAAGACCACAACCAUCCCAAAUAUUAGAAUUCAUUUGCAAACACUAUGAAUUUUUAAGACUAACAUCUGGGGAUUUCUUUCAUAGAAACCUAAAAGAAUCAUUAGAUUUUGUAAAUCAAAAAUACAAUUUUUUUGAAAAAAGUACAAGUACAAGUCCAAUUGAAUUUAAUUUAAACAGUUUUUAUAAUUUUAAUAAUCAAUCAUUAAAUUUUUAUUAUAAUAGCAAUAAUAAUAAUGGUUUUGAUAUUACCAAAGAUUAUAAAUGUAUUAGUUGCAUUGAUAUAUUAAAUAGCCAUCAAUAUUAUAUCAUAAUUGAUGGAAAAUAUUUUAGUUUAUUUUCAGUUAAAAGCUUUAUAUCUGAUAAAAAUUCAGUUAUGAAACAACAUUUCGAUCAAAUGUUUUCAGAAGAAAUGUUUUCAUUUUAUUUUAUGGAAUGUUCAAAAGUUUUUCCAUUAGAACCAAAUAAAGUUGAACUUUAUGAUAUCAAUGCAACUGAUGAUGAAAAUAAUUAUUAUUUAAUAGUUAACCCAACUGAAAACACUUUAAAACAAAUAUCAAUACAAAAUCCAAAUGCCAUAACAAAGAAAAUUCAAUUAAUAUUAUUAUUUAAAUUAAUUUUAUUAUUUUUUCAAAUUUUCGAAAAAGGAGAUAUCAAAAUGCUGUAUUUAUAUUUUCAUUUUUUAAAUGGCUUUCAAGUAUUUUUAACAAACAAAAAAGAAACUACCAAAGAUGAAGAAAAUCAAGAACCAUUCAAUGAUGUUAGGUUUUCAAUACUCUCUACAUUUGCAGAUCCAACAGAGAAACUACCUAACUUUAUAGACAUGGUCUUCAAGGUGUAUAGUAUAGAAACCAAAGACCCAGUCAUUGAUAAGAUUUAUGACUAUUUUAGUACUACCUUCGAAAAAGCUGAAACACCAGUUUAUUUUCAAUAUAAAUAUAUUUAUCAAAUUUUAGAAAAUGAAAAAGAAAGAUUAAUAAAUGAAAACAAAUACUUAAUGGAAUAUUACGAUAAAUUAGAUACAAGCUAUAACAAUAUUUUAAAAAAAAUUUCUAUUUCUGAAACUUUUGUUAUUAACCCAGUUAAACAAUUUCAUAAAAAAUCAAAUAUACAUAUACCAAUAUAUAUAGUUUAUCUUGAAGGAGAGGUUUUUGGUGCAAUUUCACGAGUGGCAUCUGAUAAAUUUAUUAAUUUUAUUGAACUUGUAAACCCUAUUUUAGAGAACAUUCAAUUUGAACCUUUAUUAAAACCCUCAAAAAAAACCCACUUUGAUCUUUUACUAUACGAUUUACCAACCAAAUUAAAAGAAUGCGUUAAUCAAUACUCAGAUUGGGAAAUAAAAAGAUCAAUGUUUACUGAUGAAGAAAAGAAUAAUUAUUUUAUGAAACUAGCCAAAAAACAUUUAAACAAUUUAAUCCAAUUAAAAUCAAUUAAAGACUAUAAAUUCAUAUAUGGUUUAGAAACGAUUAUUAUUGGUGAAGAAAUAUUUUAUUUUUUCGACUAUUUUGGAGGAAGUCCAUUUAGUAUAGUUGGUUCAAUUUAUGAUAUUGCUCUUUACUUUUUUGGUCAAGAAGAUAGCUGUCAACAACUCUUAAAUUUAAAUUUCUUUAAAUAUUUAAAUAUUUUAUUUUGUUAUAGUGUUAUGGUUGACCAAGGUCAUUCAAAAAUCGAAUAUUCCCCAUCAGAUGGUUUAUAUUAUUUAAACAAGUUAUCAAUCAACAGCAAUGAUAAUAAUAAUAAUGAUAAUCUCACCAACUACUCAAAAAUAACGAUUGGUUCUAUUAAAUAUAAUAUUUUAGAAAUAUUAAAUUUAAACCAUCACAAAGAUAAUGAUAUAUAUUUUGAUUAUAAAACAAUGAUUUUAUUAUUAGAAACUACCGAUACAAAUGAAAAAAUUUAUUGUAUUCGAAAACAAAAGAAGGAACAUUUAACUGAAGAUAUAAUAGAUGAAGUUAAAUUUGAAGAAAUUGAUAAUAAUAAGUUUAAAGAAUUUAAUGAUCAAAUCAUUGUUCCAUGCUAUAUUGUUCAAGAUAUUAAUACAUCAUAUUAUUUCUUUAAAUCUGAAUUAAAAAUCAAAUCAAUCGAGGACAUAAUUGAAAAAGAUUACAAUGAUAUCAGCAUAAUAAGAUCAUUAUUAUAUUAUUUCGAAUAUUUUGUAUCAAACCCAUCAAACUCAAAUCAAGUGAUUCUAAUUAAAUCAAAAUCAGUUUUAGAUCAACAAACAGAAGAUUUUUUAAUUAUUUUAGAUAUUUCAUAUUUUAUCAGAAGAGUCUAUGGUUUUUAUAUUGAAAGUAUAUAUCCCAAUUGGGAGAAAUAUAUUAGCACAGUUUAUUCAGGUAAAUCACUUUAUUCAAACUAUUUCAUAAUCAAUAAAAAUAAAAUAUUAAAUGAUAUAACCAGUUUAGAAAUUAUUCAAAGAAAUAACGACAAAAUAGAUGUUAUUAUUGGUUAUGACAUAAUAUUUAAUAUUAUAGAAAUUAAAAAAAUUAAAGAAAAUGUUCAUUUAGUCAAAAUAAAUGAUAAGUUUUAUAUUCGAAAAAUUACAGGUUCAAUUAGAGAAACCAAAGAAAUAAAAAAUGAAAAUGAUAAAACAUAUGAACUCAAAUUUUGA
This is a messenger RNA of Dictyostelium purpureum, 3369 nucleotides long. RefSeq lists its product as uncharacterized. The transcript is spliced from 12 exons. Gene Ontology annotation, biological process: protein phosphorylation. The coding region runs from base 1 to 3369 and encodes 1122 amino acids. The record is from RefSeq and is a predicted model, not a curated record. Lineage: Eukaryota; Evosea; Eumycetozoa; Dictyosteliales; Dictyosteliaceae. Gene Ontology annotation, molecular function: protein serine/threonine kinase activity; ATP binding.